Molecule: messenger RNA, 666 nt
Organism: Tripterygium wilfordii
Lineage: Eukaryota; Viridiplantae; Streptophyta; Magnoliopsida; Celastrales; Celastraceae
Product: EPIDERMAL PATTERNING FACTOR-like protein 1
Exons: 2
Coding region: 122-484 (120 amino acids)
Biological process (GO): stomatal complex development; guard cell differentiation
Source: RefSeq, a predicted model, not a curated record
AUCUUCAUCAACAACCCAACUCUCUCUCUCUCUCUCUCUCUUGCAUGCAUUGUCGUAAACCCAGUUACUUUGAGAAGCAUUGGCGAAUUGGGUUUGAAUGACUUUCAUGGUAGCAUGAAAAAUGCCUUAUUUCUCACAUCUCCUUUGCUUUAUCACACUAAUUCUUCUACAACUGAACUCUCUUUCUUCAGUUUCUUGCCUUAAUCUGCUAGGGCCACCAAAUUCUCCUAAGGUGGGUAUGUAUUUUGAAGGAAAAGGAAGGCUUGGUUCAAGACCACCAAGUUGUCACAACAAGUGCAACCAGUGCCACCCAUGUAUGGCGGUUCAAAACCCAACUCUACCGAGUCACGACAGAGUCCGGCCGGGUUUCACCAAGACCCAGUUAUCUGACUAUUCUUACGGCGGUGGUGGUGGUGGGCGUUACUCCAAUUACAAGCCUCUUGGUUGGAAAUGUGGCUGCCGUGACCACUUCUACAACCCUUAAGAAAAUAUGUUUUCUUCACUAAUUUGAUCUUGAUUUCCUCUGUUUUUUUCCUUAUUUUUUUUUUCAAUAUUGGUUAAUGGGGGGUUUUAGGAUUCUUUAGAGAUGAUGAUGUAACGUGUUGAUUGUUUCGGCAUUAAUCAGUACAGACAGAAAAAAUGUGAUACAGUGUACAGAGAUUUGUA